This is a messenger RNA of Nematolebias whitei (Rio pearlfish), 2615 nucleotides long. RefSeq names its product neurexin-1a-beta. The transcript is spliced from 7 exons. Bases 89 to 1486 code for a protein of 465 amino acids. NCBI's taxonomy places the organism in Eukaryota, Metazoa, Chordata, Actinopteri, Cyprinodontiformes, Rivulidae. The record is from RefSeq and is a predicted model, not a curated record.
UGGGUUUUGGUGAGUUCAGGAGAUGGGGUCUUAGAGGCUCGCUCAAGUCUUACCUUGAUCUGAAGCCACGUCUGGCAACUCAGGGAAGAUGUUCAGGGGCUGGAGUUCACAGGUCACUCCCCUGAGGCCCGCUCUAGACCCCCUAAAGUGGAACUCAGUGACACUCAAACAUCUGGCCUGGUGGAUUUUUGCUGUGGGCUUUGUGGCAGGGUCAGAACCAAGUGCGGUGGAGAGUCUCCACCACAUUCAUGUGUCCCAUGGAAACAAGCGUCACCAUGUAGUGCCUAUUGCUAUCCACAGAUCACCUGCAUCACUAAGAGCAGGACACACGGGAACAACUUAUAUAUUUGGGCGGGAUGGUGGACUGAUCACGUACACAUGGCCGCCAAAUGACCGUCCCAGCACAAGGGCGGACCGGCUAGCCAUUGGCUUCAGCACGCACCUAAAGGAUGCUGUUCUGGUGAGAGUGGAUAGCUCCUCUGGCCUUGGAGACUUUUUGAAGCUCCACAUUGAAAAAGGAAAUAUUGCUGUCGUGUUUAAUGUCGGGACAGAUGACAUUAACAUCGAGGAGACGUCAAAGUUUGUAAAUGAUGGAAAGUACCACAUAGUGAAGUUUACAAGGAGUGGGGGUAAUGCCACUCUGCAGGUGGAUGACCUGCCAGUCAUUGAGCGCUACCCCACAGGCAACAUUGAUAACGAACGCCUGGCGCUUGCUAGACAGCGAAUCCCAUUCCGACUUGGUCGAGUAGUUGAAGAUUGGCUACUCGACAAAGGACGACAACUUACAAUCUUCAACAGCCAAACCACCAUACAGAUUGGGGGCUGGGAACGAGAUCGAAGUCGAUCCUUUCAGGGCCAGCUUUCAGGCCUCUACUAUAAUGGCUUGAAGGUGUUCAACAUGGCCGCUGAGGGUGACCCCAACAUAAAGAUCCAAGGCAGCGUGCGGCUUGUGGGAGAGUCGCCCUCGAUCACGCCGCAGUCGAGUACCACAGCCAAUCGCUCAGAGACGUCCACGUCCAUCAUGGAAAUCACCACCACCACUGCAUCCAACAGGAGAAUCAAACAGACGACGCCGCGAGAGCCUCAGCAGACUACUGAUGACUUGCUGGUGGCUUCAGCUGAGUGUCCAAGCGAUGAUGAGGACAUUGAUCCCUGUGGUGAGCCGAGCUCAGGUGGGUUAGCCAGUCCAACAGGUUCUGGACCGAACGGUUACCCGGGAACUUCAGAGGUCUUCCGCGAGUCCAGCAGCACGACAGGGAUGGUGGUUGGCAUCGUAGCAGCAGCUGCACUAUGUAUACUCAUACUCCUCUAUGCUAUGUACAAAUACCGUAACAGAGAUGAGGGUUCGUACCACGUCGACGAGAGUCGCAAUUACAUCAGCAACUCAGCACAAUCUAAUGGCACCAUAGUCAAAGAGAAGCCCGUCAACAAUGCAAAACCUUCUACCAAGAACAAGAAGAACAAGGACAAAGAGUAUUAUGUGUGAUGGAUGGAGUUUUGGUCUUUGUUAGACCAACUUAGACAUCUGUCAAAGAGAUGAAUCAGGACAUCAUCAUGUGUACAGUAUAAUAAAGAUGAACACAAUCUAGUCAUUUUUAACACAAGACAAUGCUCUAAAUAGUCAAAUGAAAAUGGAAAUAUACAUUUCUUAACAAUUGAAAAGUGAAAACGCAUCCUGUCCAAAAAACAGACUAUGGAGAAAUGGCUGGCAGACAUUUACAAAUGAACUAAAUGCAUAUCCAACAUGUCAACCAAACAACAGUAACCCAUCUGUGACUUAAUCCUUGGCCAGGGUAAUGCGAUCCAUCUUCUUUGUUCCAUGUAAACAGAGGAGCGCAGAUGCACUUUGCAAAUGGAGAUUCAGCAUUGCAAACUUUGCAUUUACAUUGCUUGUGUUUGUGUUAAGAUUUUUCUUUUUUUUUUUCUGGAGAAAAUGGCACAAUGCAUAAAUGAAUUCAUACAAGAAAGCCGACAAACAUUUACCGUGGCUGAAGAGGACGGGGAGAGAAAAGGAGCACGUGGUUGUGAAUCCAGGCCAAAGUCCUCACUGAAGAGGAAAGGGAGUCUGGAAAAGACUAAUACCUGCUUGGAUAAGCUGCUGCAGCACAAAGAUGUAAAUGGAUGGCAGUUCCUCAUAAAACAGUCUGACUGAAGGCAUCACAUUCUGUCAGAAGCAAAAGCAUAUGUCUUUUGUUUCACAUGGAUUUGAACGGAGGAAGUGUCCUCAGAACCCUGGGGAUCUCCGAGAAGGAGAACAUUCAGAGCCAUGCAUGCAAAAGUAACUUAUUACAGUACAUAUGUUUAUAUACAGUACAACCACAUCUAUAUGUGCUUACUGGACUGUGACAAAGUGGUGUUUUAUAGCCUGUUGUAUAGAUGAUGCAAACUAUAACUGCUCCUCAACCAUUUUGGGAUAAAAAUGUAAAAAUAAAAAUAAAAAAAGGUAUGUGUUAAUACGUGUUGAUAGAAGAUUUUAUGAAAACAUUCUUUAUUCAGUUGGAUAAUAAUUUGAAAUCCCUUUGUUUUUACAUGUGCGCCUAUAUAGUUUUUUAUACAAAUGCCAACCUGAGAUAGAUGAUCCUGGACCAGUAACAGCCUAUCCACUCCCAAAAAAA